AUGUUUGGAAUCCUUAACGCCCUCUCUCGCGCGUCAAACAGCAUCUCCGCUUCCCUGGCCCCCGUCGAUACCGAGGGUGGCUCACUCAAGCCUCCGCCGGGCAUCCUCGCCAAGACCAUAACCGAAAUCGAGGGCCUGGUAAAGACGAGCACCGCUAUUGGGCCUUCGGAUGUUCCUGCCAUACUGGACGCCGUCCAGAACCUUAAUGGGCCAGGCAUCGAUGACCGGUUGUUCCUGCUGGAGAAACUGCUCACUCUUAUGGCACGCAUGCCUGCGGACAGUGCUAUCAAUCAGAGGAUUCAGUCAUUCUUCAUCGAUACACUGUACAAGGACCUCCCCCACCCACCUUCCGCAUACCUCGCCCCCUUCCCUCAAAUUACCCCCGACCCGUACCCUAAGCGGUCCUACCACUACCGUUCAACAAAUGGGGACAACUACAGCCCAGCAUUCCCCCUCCUAGGCCGGGCAGGCUUGCCCUACUCCCGCUCGGUGCCCUCGGCCUCUCAGGUGCCCCCCUCGUCACUCCCCGACCCGGGGCUCGUGUUCGACUUACUCCUUGCUCGACCUGCGGGAAAGUUUAAUGCGCACCCUGGUGGACUCAGCAGCCUCUUCUUCGGCAUGGCAAACCUGGUUAUUCAUUCCAUCUUUGAUACCAACCGGACUGACUGGAACAUCAACGACACCAGCAGCUAUAUCGAUCUCAGCCCCCUGUACGGAAACGGAGUAAGCAAGAUGAAGGCGCCGCCCGAGGCGCUUCGGAGGUUUGAUGGAACCGGAAGGCUCCACGAGGAUGUGUUCGGCGACGCAAGAUUGUUAUUCAUGCCUCCAACUACGGCUGUGCUGCUUGUUCUUCUGUGUCGUAAUCACAAUUACAUCGCCGAGAAGAUCUUAAGCAUCAACGAGAAUGGGAAUUUCCAGAAUCCCCCUCCUCAAGACGAAGUUGCUAAACGGGCACAGGAUGACGAGAUAUUUGAACGUACCAGGCUCGUGAACUGCGGAUUCUUUGCUAGGGUCGUGUUGUAUGACUAUGUCGGUGGGAUCCUUGGUAUGACCAGGGAUGGGAGCUCGUUCAGGUUGAAUUUGGAUGAGCAAAUCAGACGUUCAGAUCAUGAGAUCGCCCCUGUCGGGCAAGGAAACCAGAUCUCGGCCGAGUUUAACAUCCUCUACCGAUGGCACGCGUCAACCUCUGCGCCAGACGAGCAAUGGCUCGACUAUACCUUCAAGAACCUCCUCCAGGGCAAACCCUUCAAUGAGGUCACUGUGGACGACUUUACCAAAGCCGCGACGCAGGCCAUGCGACCUAACGACCCAGACCCGAAGAAAUGGGAGUUUGGAGGGCUGAAGCGGGACCCUGUCACGCUCCGGUUCGACGAUGCUGCUCUUGCGCAGAUCCUGAAGGACGCGACAGAAGCUCCAGCGCAUGCGUUCGGCGCGCGACAGAUUCCUCAGGCGCUUCGAGUGGUCGAGAUGAUGACUAUUUUGCAAGGUCGUACUUGGGGUGUGUGCACGCUGAACGAGUUCAGGUCGUUCUUCGGUCUCAAGCCAUACACCAACUUUCAGGAAUGGAAUCCCGAUCCGGCGAUCUACAAGGCUGCGGAGGCAUUGUAUGGGAAUAUUGACAGGCUUGAGCUACACGUCGGCCUUCAGGCCGAGGAAUCGAAAGCUCCUAUGCCUGGAGCUGGCCUCUGCCCUAGCUAUACCAUAUCCCGGGCUAUCCUCGCCGAUGCUGUCGUGCUUUGCCGUGCUGACCCUUACCUGUCUACCGAGUUCACCCCGUACAACUGCACUGCAUGGGGCUAUCAGGACUGCAUCUUGAACCCCAACGACGGCUCCUACGGUGGUGCCUUGACCAAGCUCAUGCUCCGCAACCUACCCGGCCAGUACAAGACAGACGAUGCCUACGUGCACUUCCCCUUCCUUGUACCCAAGGACGUGCGCAAGAACAUGGAGUUACGCAAAGACCCCGCAGUAAACAAGUACGACUGGAAGAAGCCGCUCACGCCUUCCGUCGUGCCCCCGGGCACGGGGAUCAAGACACUCAAGCUGAUCGCAUUAUCUGCACAGAGCCAGCGGAUCAUGAACCUUGUCGGGAAGGUCAAGAUCAACCGCGCCCUCAUAAACCAGCAGCUCAGUGCCUAUCUCUCCCGGCCGAAGACCGACGAUGUCUUCGCGGAGAUCACAAAAAGCCUUAUUGACGACAAGUCAGUCGUGCAGCCAGGGUUCAACUCGAAACAAGUCGAUAUCGUCCAGGCGGUCAUCAAUCUUGUUCCGGUGCAUUUCGUGGCAAACCAUAUUCUGGGCUUGCCGUUGAAGACGACCGCGAAUCCUAAUGGCGUGUGUCGGCCUGAGGAGCUGUGUGCGAUGUUUGCAAAUGCUGCAGACUAUGUUCUAUACGAUCAGGAUGCGCCGGAUGAGUGGUAUAUGCGCGAGCAGGCUGUGGGGUGCGCGAAUACGGUCAGGAGGGAGGUUUCUGCCAACCUUGAGAGGUUGGCCCAUGGUUUGUGGUCUAUCACUGGCCUCGUCGAUACUAUCACGGAUAUCAUCUGCUUCAAGACGAACCACAGCGACGUGUUCCUCUCCACGCUCCUAGCCGCAGGGAAGAAAGAAGGCAUGACCAUCCCCGAAAUUACCGCGUCUCUGUUGGCAGUCAUCAUUCCCUCCGUACCGCAGUUCUCGGCCGUCGUCACCCAGCUCGUCGACUUUUGGCUUAGUAAAGACCAAGCGAGCAAGAAGACAGACCUUGCGCAGAUGGCUGCCGCUGGCCCGGGUAUGAAUCCUCAGAUUGCUACAUACGCCAAGGCUGCUAUCAAUUCGAUUCCUACCCUCACUCCGGCAGAUGCUGGCGCUAUCAACGGCUCAGUGUCUGCCUCCAGCCCCCUGAACUGCGUCGAAGGCUUGAUGAGCGAAAAGACCUUCGACAGGCUUGCGCCUCUCAUCCUCCGUUCGAUCUUCGGCCUACACAACAUCCGCCGCGCGCCUGGUCAAUCCGGUGUUCUUCCCAUGUUCACCCAGACGAUCUUGGAUCAGCCCCAGACGUUCUUUAUCAAUAAUGAGAGUGGGCUGAGCCCGUGGCCGACGAGGCUUAUGAUACAGUAUGAUGCGUAGAUCUAUGCAGCGAUGGAAGGAUGAUGGCUAUAACUCCCUGGUAUCGGACUAAGAAUAUGUUUUGCCCAAUGAUCCUCACCUCGGCUGGGGACCCAGAUAGUUACGGAUGGAUUAUAUGGAUUAAUAUAACGCAGGAAGGGAGGAAAGUAUUUUUGGCUAACCUUAGAGCCGGUGUAGAUACCUUGGAACUAGUACACGAUCUAAAUAUAUUUGAAACGUAAGGUGGAAGAACAGUGCCACUUUCAGAAUAGAGAUCUAUCCUCGGGGUUACUGGCAGUAAUUCCGUAUCUGUGCUGAUCAGUGAGCCCGUGCUCGAGUAUGACAUAGAUAUUGAGCCCUUUUCAGCAAGAAGAAGUCAAGGUCUUCUGCAAGAAGUCGGAGUCAAAUAGAGUUGCUGGUCUAAAUAGAGUUAAUGACAAUAAAGGAAUGUAAGAAGUAAUAAAAUAUAUCCUAUUCGGUGGAUGUGUCCUUCCCAGAGCGUGGAAUCGGCCGUCCAGAGAACACUAGUUUCAGCUGCGGC
Dacryopinax primogenitus is the source of this 3625-nucleotide messenger RNA. RefSeq names its product linoleate diol synthase (gene LDO1). Bases 1 to 3105 code for a protein of 1034 amino acids. Gene Ontology annotation, molecular function: peroxidase activity; heme binding. Gene Ontology annotation, biological process: response to oxidative stress. NCBI's taxonomy places the organism in Eukaryota, Fungi, Basidiomycota, Dacrymycetes, Dacrymycetales, Dacrymycetaceae. The record is from RefSeq and is a predicted model, not a curated record. The transcript has 12 exons.